GAGAGAGGCGGAGGCUCGGCUCGGACCACGCCCGCCUCCGUGCCCCGCGGAAAAUGCGUGGGAGCUCAGCUGCCCGUCGUGUCUCCUGAGCCGUGUUGCCUGGCCUGAGCGGCCAGUCGGGGACGCCAGCUGGGCUUCCUCCGGCGCCCUCCCGGGUCCGCAGUGGGGCGAGCAGGGGAAGCAACUCUGCUGUCUAGGAUGGGAUCCAAGCUCUCGGUGGACGACUCGGUGCGUGUUGUGAUCAUUGGAGGAGGUUUCGGGGGAAUUGCAGCUGCCAGACAACUAAAGUCCUGGGGAAUCCCCUUUGUUCUUGUGGACAUGAGAGAUGCAUUCCACCACAAUGUGGGUGCUCUCCGGGCCUCUGUAGAGAGUGGAUUUGCCAGGAAAACCUUCAUCUCUUACUCUGUGACCUUUAAGGAGAGCUUCCGACAAGCCAAGGUGGUUGGAAUAGACCUACUGAGGCAGAAAGUCUUGCUGAAUGAUGGUGAGGAACUUUUCUACUCUCACCUCAUCCUUGCUACAGGCAGUGAUGGGCCUUUCCCUGGGAAGUUUAACCAGAUCAUUGACGUGGAAACUGCCAUUCAGACUUAUGAAGACAUGGUCAAGGAGCUCCAAAAAUCUCAACGUAUCGUGAUAGUAGGCGGUGGUGCUGCUGGAGUGGAGAUGGCUGCAGAGAUUAAAACAGAAUAUCCAGCCAAAGAGGUCACCCUCAUUCACUCAAAAAUCGCACUGGCUGAUGUGGAGCUUCUACCAAGUGUCCGGCAGGUGGUGAAGGAGAUUCUUCUCAACAAAGAAGUGCGUCUCUUGUUAAGUGACAGAGUCAGCAACCUGCAUAUGCUGACUUUAAACCGAUUCCAAGAGAAUAUGGCAGUCAAGACAGAAAAGGGCAGAGAGAUUGCUGCUGACAUGGUGAUUCUCUGCACUGGUAUAAAGAUCAAUUCAUCAGCAUACAGCAGUGCAUUUGGGGACAAGCUGGCUAGUAAUGGUGCUUUAAAGGUCAACCAGUACCUCCAGGUGGAAGGGUAUGAUAACAUCUAUGCUAUUGGUGAUUGUGCUGAUGUGAAGGAACCAAAGAUGGCAUACCAUGCUGGGCUCCAUGCCAAUAUUGUGGUGACAAACAUCAUCAACAGUCUGACACAAAAAUCUCUUAAAACCUACCAGCCAGGAUCACUAACCUUCCUGCUGUCGAUGGGCCGGAACGAUGGGGUAGGCCAGAUUAAUGGAUGCUACGUGGGACGUCUUGUGGUGACUAUUGCCAAGAGCCGGGACCUUUUUGUUUCUAAGAGCUGGAAGACUAUGGAACAGACUAUGCCCUGCUAGAUAGAAAGGAUCAUGAUGAAGUAGCAAGAGAGCACAUGUAUCAACUGGCAUGAAUAAAGCUGGAAAAGAGUAAAA
Gopherus flavomarginatus (Mexican gopher tortoise) is the source of this 1395-nucleotide messenger RNA. RefSeq names its product apoptosis inducing factor mitochondria associated 2 (gene AIFM2). Gene Ontology annotation, biological process: positive regulation of apoptotic process; apoptotic mitochondrial changes. The transcript is spliced from 9 exons. Gene Ontology annotation, cellular component: mitochondrion; cytoplasm. The record is from RefSeq and is a predicted model, not a curated record. Gene Ontology annotation, molecular function: flavin adenine dinucleotide binding; electron-transferring-flavoprotein dehydrogenase activity. Lineage: Eukaryota; Metazoa; Chordata; Testudines; Testudinidae. The coding region runs from base 199 to 1320 and encodes 373 amino acids.